CAGCUCCGAUAACACAGGACAUUACCUGCCGCUGCCAGUAACCGGGAGGAGGCUGCACACCACUUCCUGCUUGGGAGGGGACAGCACUUCCGGUCUAGCGCAGCCACAUCCGGCCUGUGCGUUCCACCUUUACUUCCGGGCUGUGCGGUCCACAUUACUUCCGGUUACCUGUUUCCCGGGACUCCUCCUACUGCAGCGCGGAAGUUACAGUACAUACCCGGUACCCGCAGUGGAAAACACCGAGGGUGACAAUCUGAUUAAUAAUAAGGUAGAAGAUAUAAAAGAGGAAGAGGAGACGUAUGUGAUGAUAGAUCAGCAGUGUAAGGAGGAAGAAGAAGAGACGUAUGUGAUUGGUGAUCCUCAGUGUAAGAAGGAGGAAAUCCCUACAGAUAUCAGCACAGAUGGAGCCAAUAUGAGAAAUACCCCAGAGAGAUGUCCCCGUCCUCUUUAUUCCCAGGAUCAUACAGAGGAGAAUCACAGUUUCCCACAGGAGGGUCAGGGCGACAAUAUGACUAAUAUUAAGGUAGAAGAUAUAAAAGAGGAAGAGGAGACGUAUGUGAUGAUAGAUCAGCAGUGUAAGGAGGAGGAAGAGGAGACGUAUGUAGCAGAUGAUCAGCUGUGUAAGGAGGAGGAAAUCCCUACAGAUGGAUCCAGUAACAGGAAUACCCCAGAGAGAUGUCCCCGUCCUCUUUAUUCCCAGGAUCACACAGAGGAGAAUUACAGUAUCCCACAUGGGGCUCAGGAUGAAAUCUUUACUAUUAUUAAAGUUGAAGAUAUUAAAAUGGAAGAGGAGACGUAUGUGAGGGGUGACCAGCUGUGUAAAGAGGAGGAAAUCCCUACAGGUAUCACAGAUGGAGCCAGUAACAGGAAUACCACAGAGAGAUGUCCCCGUCCUCUGUAUUCCCAGGACCAUACAGAGGAGAAUCACAGUGUCCCACAGGAGGAUCAGGAUGAAGCCUUAACUAUUAUUAAAGUAGAAGUUAUAAAUGAGGAAGAGGAGAUGUAUAUGAGGGGUGAUCAGCAGUGUAAGGAGGAGGAAAUCCCUACAGAUAUCAGCACAGCAGAUGGAUGCAGAAGCAGGAAUACCUCGGAGGGACGUCUUUUGUCUUCAGAUACUAGAAUAGACAAUUCUUCAGGACAAAACCCUGUUACACUAAAUAUAUGUCCAGUGUUCGACGGUGGAGAUACAUCUAAUUAUAAAGAAUGUUCUGAUAAUUUAGAUAUUUUUACACGCCGUACAAUCCCUAUAAGUGCUAAAAAGUUUCCGUGUCCUGAGUGUGGGAAAUGUUUUGCACAGAAAUCACAUCUUACUGUGCAUCUUCGAGUUCAUACGGGUGAGAAACCGUUCUCUUGUUCUGAGUGUGGAAAAAGUUUUGCGAAGAAAUCAAAGUUGUUGGUACAUCAGAAAUAUCACUCGGGUGAGAGACCGUUCUCUUGUUCUGAGUGUGAGAAAUGUUUUGUUGAGAAAUCAAAGCUGAUUACACAUCAGAGAACUCACACAGGUGAGAAACCUUUUCCAUGUUCUGAGUGUGGAAAAUGUUUCGCGCAUAAAUCAUACCUUAUUAUACAUCAGAUAAACCACACGGGUGAGAAGCUGUUUUCGUGUUCUGAAUGUGGGAAAUGUUUUACACAGAAAUCAAAGCUUUAUAAACAUCAGAGAACUCACACAGGUGAAAAGCCAUUUUCAUGCUCUGAAUGUGAGAAAUGUUUUAUAUAUAAAUCAGAUCUUGUUACACAUCAAAGACAUCAUAUAGGUGAUAAGCCAUUUCCAUGUUCUGAGUGUGGGAAAUUGUUUACACUGAAAUCAGGUCUUGUAAGACAUCAGAGAACUCACACAGGUGAGAAGCCAUUUUCAUGUCCUGUGUGUGUGAAAUAUUUUACACGUAAAUCAGCUCUUGUCAGUCAUCAGAGAAUUCACACGGGUGAGAAGCCGUUUCCAUGUUCUGAGUGUGGAAAAUGUUUUACAGAUAAACCAGGUCUUGUUGUACAUCAGAGAACUCACACAGGUGAGAAGCCAUUUCCAUGCUCUGUGUGUGGGAAAUGUUUUGCAGAUAAACCAGCUGUUGUCAAACAUCUGAAAACUCACACUGGUGAGAAGCAAUAUUCAUGUUCUGCCUGUGAGAAAUGUUUUAUACAGAAAUCAGAUCUUGUCAGACAUCAGAGAACUCACAAAGGUGAGAUGUUUCCUUGUCCUGAGUGAGAAAUGUUUUACGCAGGAAAAGAACCCUUGUUGUACAUCAGAAAAUUCACACAGGGAAAAAAAUCCAUUAACGUGAGGUGAUAGACACAAUAGGGUUGCAGCAAUCAUUUUAAUAUUGUAAAAUAUGUUUAAUAUUAUUAGUGUAAAUGAUUAAUUGGUAUAAGCAUAUAUUUUCAGAUUGGUAUGACAUCACUGAUUUAUGGAGGGCCUUUUAAAGCUUUAAUACCAAAGUAUAUUAACAUGUUAUAAUGUAAUUACCAUGUACAGGCAUAAGUGGAAUGUGUGUCAUCAACAUUAGUAGUUUCCAUCUAUAAGACAUUGGCUGUAACUCUGCACAGCAAUAAGAUCACAUGUAGGAUCCUAAAUAAUAUGUAAUAAAAAUAAUGGGCAAUAAA
This is a messenger RNA of Pseudophryne corroboree (corroboree frog), 2595 nucleotides long. RefSeq names its product zinc finger protein ZFP2-like. The record is from RefSeq and is a predicted model, not a curated record. Lineage: Eukaryota; Metazoa; Chordata; Amphibia; Anura; Myobatrachidae. The transcript is spliced from 9 exons. The coding region runs from base 305 to 2200 and encodes 631 amino acids.